Messenger RNA from Melospiza melodia melodia, 3842 nucleotides. RefSeq names its product PRELI domain containing 3B (gene PRELID3B). Gene Ontology annotation, biological process: phospholipid transport. The transcript is spliced from 9 exons. Gene Ontology annotation, cellular component: mitochondrial intermembrane space. Bases 624 to 1286 code for a protein of 220 amino acids. The record is from RefSeq and is a predicted model, not a curated record. NCBI's taxonomy places the organism in Eukaryota, Metazoa, Chordata, Aves, Passeriformes, Passerellidae. Gene Ontology annotation, molecular function: phosphatidic acid transfer activity.
CCACGGGAGAGCCAGCACCCAGGGAAUCCCAGGGAACACGCACUGCAGGGAGGGUGUUGCAACUUCAAGAAGAAGCCCACCAACUCUGGGAGCAAAUGAAUGCACUCUGUGACCAGCAACUGACUGCCACUGAAUUUAACUGGACCACAUUGGUGUAAUUGAGAGCAGAAGAUUGGUUCCUUUAAUGUUUCUGCACAAGUAAUCUGUUUCUCCGAUCAGGAUUUUUUUCACUGCUUGGAAUUUCUUCAGAUUUGUCAACAUCUUCAGGUUUAUCCCUUAGGUUGGAUGAAAUGAACUCAUGAGAAGCCCUCAGAAGGCUGUUUGGAAGAGAAAAGGAGAGAACUAUUUUUAGUGGAGCAACAAACAGGAAACCACCAGUGGCCAGAUAAGAUAUUAAAAAUUUAAAACUGUCGAGGCACCUCAUCCCCAGAAGGACACGGAUCAUUUCAGGGAUGCAUUAUGACUUGCCAGGAAUUAAUGAGCCAAUUCUGGAAGCACUGAAAGGGAGCUGUGGUAUCCAACAAAGUUUUCUGUGACAAGUACAUUCUGGAAAAUACAGCCAAGCACGAGGAGGCUGAUCCUGAACUGACAGCUGAUGAAAGAGUGUUUGUAGCUGGGCAGCCAUGAGGAAUUGUACCAUGGAAGUCACUGAAGAGUCACCCCUGGGAAACUGUGAUGACAGCCGCCAUGAGGAAAUACCCCAACCCCAUGAACCCCAGCGUGGUGGGAGUGGAUGUCCUGGCCAGGCACGUGGAUCCCAGCGGGAAGCUGCACAGCCACCGGCUCCUGAGCACCGAGUGGGGAAUCCCGGCCAUUGUGAAAUCGUAACCACUGCGUUUAAAGGCAUGAAGAAUUGCAGUGGGUUGGUGGAAUUGAUGCCAUCUCUGUUUGCCUGUCCCCAGCUCAUUGGCACCUGCAGGACAAGGACAUAUGUGCAGGAGCAUUCUGUUGUUGACCCUGUGAAAAAAACAAUGGAGCUUAAAUCCUGUAAUAUUUCAUUCACAAACCUCGUGUCAGUAGAUGAGAGGCUUGUCUAUAAACCACACCCUCAGGAACCACACAAAACCAUUCUGACACAAGAAGCAAUAAUAUCUGUAAAAGGUGUCAGUCUCAGCAGUUACCUGGAAGGGCUAAUGGCAAACACAAUUUCUUCCAAUGCUAAAAAGGGCCGUGAAGCAUUGGAAUGGGUCAUUAAAAGACUGAAUGCUGAAAUUGAAGAGUUGGCAGCUUCAGCACGAGGAACCAUGAGGAAUUCCAUGGCAGCAGCAGCAUUUGUAGAGAAAUGAUGAUAGUUCUUAGACCUGUGUCACUAAUGAGGCUGAACGACCUGCAGCCUCUCUCCAGGCCUAGAUACAUGUAUCCUUUGUUAUUUAAAGGAUGUGUGUAUGAGGCAUGUUAUAAAUUUAAUUUGGAGAAUUUUUCCCAAGGCUGAGACUCAAAGGCUGUUUAAUAUAUUGGGUCAGCUGGACCGAUGAAGAAAUGAAUUUAAGUGUAGUUCCUGUAUUUACAUGAACACUAACUUAUAAUGUUUGCAGAUGUGAAAUAGCCUCAUUUAGUGCUGAGGCUGCAUAUGGUGGAGGACACUGGCAUGUUAGGCUAACUUUUAUUUUUUUGUGUGACUUAUGGACUACCUCUUUUGGGACCAAGCCCAAAAUUAAGCAGAAUGGUUGUUCCAGCAUUGUUCUUUUUGUUGAUUUUUGACAGUUGUGUGAUACAACUUGGUUUAACAGAAAGCUUAUUACUUGAUGCUUGAAAUAUAAAAGAAUGUACAAAAUAUUUUUUGAUAACCUUUUUAACUUGACUGAUUAAACUAACAUGGUACUCAAAUUGUUUUUCAGGCACUAUAGGUAAAACAUCAAAGUGUCUCUUACCUACCUAUCAAGACCUAAAUCCUGCUCCUAAAUGCAACUUCAGUGAGCUGGGCAUGCAGUACCUUAAAGUCAAAUUUUAUCUUAAACUUCUGCAAUAAAUGUCUCCCUUUCUAAAAGCCCAUUACAUAAAGGUACGAUAAGCACAGAGCCUUAAAAUCUUGUAAGCUGCUACAGUAGUGGGUGUUCACUUCAAAGAACCAAUUAAAGACUAAAAAACCUUUUGUGAAAGUGGCUGAGGAGAUACCUAAACAAAAAAGGAAAUAGUGUUUAGCAAUAUACUUGUUAAGUUGAUCAGAAAUAACCUGUCCCAUCCAGUGGCUGUGUUGUGCUUCACUUUAACCUGAGUUCUGAGUUCCAGUUCCCUUCACCCUUUGAGCUGAUUUGCUCCCAGUCCAAGGCCCUGUGUCUUCCCAGGGUGUUUCCUGGUACUCCCUGCAGGUUCCUGGCACUGUCACAGUCACUCCCUAGGAAGGGAAAGGUCAGCCCUUGGCACGUGCCAGGCUGUGCCAUGCGGGCACUCACGGGACUCUGAGCCCCUCCAGGGGGAGCAGGAAAAGGCAAAGGCACAGCCCAGGGGGAGCUGAUGUGGUAUUUUGGUGCCCAAGGCUCUUCCUGGAAUUUUGUUUCUAAGCUUACAAGUGAUUUCAAGGCUCUCUCAGCCUUUCUGAGCUGUAAUGUCACCCUGCCCAGCAUAUUUGAUUUUGCAUGCCAUUUCUGUUAGAUCAAAUUGCCUAUUAAGUACUGUCUGCUUACAGAGCUUCUUUUAACAAACAAGAACACUUCCAUAAGGUUUGUGCUGGGGGAAGAAAACAGGAAUAUAGAUAUAUAACUUUUAAAAAUUAACUAUUCUAAACAAUAUUUUUCUAAACAGAAAUGGCUUGAGACUACCUUACUAAUUAAAGUCAUUGAGGUUUGCCAUACUUUUACAGGAGAUUAUUACAACUGAAAUAACAUUUCAAUUUUAAAAGUAUAUGUGAAACUUCUGCAAAACUGUACCAUCAUUUCUGAUGAAAAUGCUUAGCUUGAAAUUCAUUUUAUAUGUUUGCUCAGCCAUUAGCAUCGUUUGAGAUCCUAAAAGUCAGUUUUUUCAUUUCCAAAUUUUUCUGCACUAGGGACUGCAUAGUAGAACUCACAGUUUGGCCUUGCACUGAAAAAAACCUUACUGGUUAAUUUCUACAGGCAUUCAACAACUUCUUAAAAGAUAAUAAAUUUCUUUCUUCUAUUUUAUUUAUAUGCCUGCAUUCUCAUUCUGUCAGAGUAUGGCUUUCUGUAUGUGGCCCUUUUUAAAUAAAAUUUGGUUUCAAUUCUGACUAAUUCCUGAAACUUUCUGGUCUAUUUGUGUUUUAGAACUGUGAGGUGAGUAAUCUAAAAUAAGGAGGCUGAAGGUGAAGAAAUCCCUGGAGUGAGUGGCUUUUUUUGAAAUGCAUACCCUAAAAUGCACAUUCACAGCUGCUGUGGUCGUUUUUGCUUCUCAAUAACUCAGCUUUUCUGCAAAUGUGGCUUUAACUAGCAAGCAGAUUUCACAGUUUGCUGUGGAGCAUCCCUCCUGUGGAGAGAUUUUCACGGGCUGAGCUGUGUUCAGCUUUGCUGCAGCCAGUGUGGGUUGCUGUGGGUGGGUGCAGCACCACGGGGAGAGGGCAGGGCAGGGAGGAAAUGGGGAGGAGAAAGCAGCUACAGCUGGAGAGCAGAACUGAAGGAGCAGGAGGAAAGAAUUUUGAAAAAAGGGUUAAAGGACAGGAAGUGUUAGGACAGAGGUGGAGGGGUGUGAUGUGAACAGAUCAGUGCUGAGGGCUCUGAUGGGCACCGGCCCCUGCUCAGCCACAGCUCUGAACCACAAGUGCCAGCCAGGGUUUGCUUCAAAAAUAAACCAGAAAAAUUGUAACCACCAUGUCCUACAACAUUGCUGAUCUGUCUCCUGUGGUCUGUACUUGCAUUAAUAUUUCCAAUAAAUGUCAAAUGUAGUAAACAUGA